AUGCGGUGCUCCAACUGUCGAAUCCUGCUGGCGCUAGUCGUCGUUGACCUCGGCUCAAGUUCAUCCGGUGCGGAGAGGCGUCCCAAUCCUGGAGCAGGGCUUGGAUUGGGGCACUUGCCCGUCGACGCCUUGUUCCAAGCAGCCAUGACGGUACAAGACGUGAGCGAAUCAGUGGGACAGCACAUUCAGCAGCUGCUGGAGCCGUUGGAGCGGUGCGGGGCCCGAACGUUCUCCUGCGUGCGAGAGUUGAUGUCGAUACCCAGUCGGAACCGGAUGGCCGAUCACGUCGGGCGGCCAGAAACCGCGCUGUCUGCGCGCACCCAGGUUGACUCUUCUCGUCGCGACGCCUGGUUGAGGAUUGAUUCACGAGUCCCACCUCAGCGUCGCGGUGCCGAGACAAACGAAGGGCUGCGCGAGGCACUUUUGGCGGAGACGCGGUCCGUUCAAGCCCCCCCGGACCGACGACGUUUUCGAGGAGGGUGGAUCGGAUCAAUCGGCAGACGGUUCGGAUCCGGCAUUGACGGGGUGCGGGACAUCGUGGAAGCGGCCGCGGGAAACCAGCCCGAGAUCCACGCGGAGGAAGCGGCGGAGAGGCUGAGAGGGAUGCUCGAGAGGAACCAACGCGAGCUGAGCUGGCACGUGGCCAGGGCGAACGGGUUGUUGGCGAAGUGGGCGGCUCAGGCAGCUGCAGAGGAACGGCGGCUGGAAGCUAGGCUCUCGAAGAUGAGGGAAGGGCAAAUGGCCGCUGUCUCCGAGGUCGUUACGACGGCAGAGGGACACCUCCGGCGGGCGGCGCUGGACAAACAGAUACAGGGCGUCCGCGAGGAGUGGUUCGAGAGACAGGCGGUACUGAGGGAGCAGCUCACGAGGCGACAGCAGGACAUCGCAGAGAGAAUGCGCGCCGUAACGAUCGAUUCCAAGAUUAUGGCCAAACUGUACGACGAGUUCUUGAUGGGGAAGAAGGCGAAAAUCGACACGUCCGUCGCCAACGAGGACAGCUUCCGAAGGGCGCUAGAGCUUAUCCUAGAGGAUACGGAGGAGGGUGGGUGGGAGCGCGUGGUGAGCACAAGAAACGGUGCCCUCUCGGUUGAGCGAAAAUUCAUCGGGAAAAACUCCGGAGGAAGCAAGUUCGCGUGCAUCCGUGCGUGGUGCUCCAUGGACGUUCCCGCGGAGGCCAUAGCGGAGAUGAUGGAGUCAUCGGAGCGGGUCAAGGAGUACAACAAGUGGUUCUUGGAGGGACGCGACCUGGAGUUGCUGGACGAAAACACCAAGGUGGUUUGGGCGUCUAGCCCUUCUCCCUUGCCCUUCGUGAAGCCCAGGGACUUCGUGACGGUGGUCCACGUCCGAAGGCUCGAGGACGGCUCGAUCAUCGUGGUCAACAGAGGGUACAAGCACCCGGAAGCUCCGCCGUCGACCGAGUACGUGCGAGGAGAGGUGAUCCUUGCGGCGAACGUCAUCCGACCGGACCCUAAGGACAGAAAUCGGACGCAAUUCACGCUCCUCACGCAGGUUGAUCCAGGAGGGAUCGCGCCCGCGUGGAUUGUCAACAAAAUUAGCGCCCACGAUCCUGUGGACUUUCUCGAGAGGGUAGAAACAGCGGCUGGUCGUUCUGAGUCGGCGAAGAGAUCCCGCAAGCCGAAAAGCCCGCCGCCAGCAGUCUCGAGCAGCAGCGACGUUUCGGCGCAAUCACCAGCGAAACACUCGCCUGCAGGGGCCAAGGAGAGGAUCGAUAACGGGGGCAAGCUCAGCGAAAGGAGACGGUGACCAUGCUGGGUUUCCCGGAGGGCAAGGAGGUCCCUACCCAUCGGGGUGCCUGCGAUUGAUUUAGGGGCAGGACUUCGCUAGAGAACUACCGUGGUCAACCAAUAAGCACCUGGUUUGGAGCUGCAAGCAAGGUGCCGUUCGCGAAACAGCCAGCUGUGAAACGAGCGAACCCACCGAGAAGGCACUGAAAACAUUACAGAGUCAGCGGUAGCCUUAUAUAUGACUGACGGAUCGAUACGGUCACGAUGGCCGUGGCGUUUGGGAGUGUUUGAUGAGCGCACCGGCCGCAUGGCAGUUCCGUCAACAUACAUAAUUUGGAUGGUGUGUUCAUGUUGUACAGCAGACGAUUCGUUUUCGAACGGCCCCCUUCAUCUCGCAGCUGCUUGUUUGCACGCAACGUGCAGCAAAGACCACAUGUACGAAUAUUUAAGGAGGGAAAAAUUCACUAUUGAAAUUCACUCGUAAUGUAAUGGGGAAUAAAACUGUUGCAGUGGACGCCGUUUUUGAAGUCGUUCUUGCAGCUGGUUUCCCGCACGGCGUGGCCGUUGGUUGUGCGAUGCCCUCGAUGUGAACGUUGUACAUGUUGCGUAUACGUGAAAGUACCUGGAGUUGUAUCCCACGCAGUAUCCUCGGUGUAUAUUUCGAUGCUGCGUUUGUACGCAUAAUGCUUCGAUGAAGGGGGAAGGGUUGGUAGUCGAAUGCUGUUGUCCGUGUGAUGCGAUAACAUGUCACACAAUAUUCGUUUGCAAACAUUUUAUGGAGACGUGAAGCUAUCAUGUUGUGCAUGCGUGGAAUCGCCUGAGCCAUCAAGCGUACGCGGGCUGCAGCAAGUUGUAUAGUAGUGAUGUUACCGAGUUUACGACCGAUGGGCGGGAGGGAACUGCGCCACCAUUGGUGUUGGUGAAAUACCGUUCUGGCCUGCAUUCAUUACUUUGUCGCUAAAUGUUCGUCAGUAGGACAAGCACUUCCUUAGGCCGCACCGCUCGAGAAAACACUGCUGUACGAGAAGCACGCAUUCGGGCGUGGUAGACAGGUGCUGGGAAGGUAUACAGCCCUCAGAAUUCGGAAGUACAGACUGCUUGUCUAGGUGUGGCGUCACGGGUCUGUUUCUUCUUUGUUGGCUGUGCCAAAGGUCGCGGAGUGAUGGUUUGGUGUACGUGGAGUGUCGUUACUGCAUGCUACCAGGUGCGUUUGUCGCCUGCAAGAAUCGCAAAUUUGUGGUUCGAGCUCUCGCAAGAGAGAGAGAAAAUAGGUGCCCGCAAUUUUCUGAUUGGACAGUUUUUUUGAAAGGAAAUUUCUGGGUUGGCGAAAAUUCCCUGGUCGACAUGUGACGUCAGCCACAACGGGUUCACUUUUUUCUCUCUCUCUAGGCUUGUGAUUGCCGUUCAGACAGGGAAAGGGUGGACGGGCGGUAGGUUUCGCGAGGCAUUGUUACAGGGUGUUGCAUGCACCGGUUACUGACGGGGGGCACUGUAACAGUCAAGCGGCAGAAUGAGUUCGUCGCUUGUGUCGGACUGCGGGAUAGAUGCAUCGCUUGUGUGCGUGCUUGUCCGCCCGAUGCAGGAGGAAAAAUUCCGAAAAGAAUCUAGCGGCCUCAUUUGCGUUGCUGUGACUUGAAAAGAGUGACAUUUGUCGUCUUUGGGAAUCGUGAGCGCUUGCCACACCGACCGCAGGCACUAAAACGUCAAUCUGCGACGUCGCUCCUUCACGAAGAAUCGAGGUAGGGCGCAGGACUUCGACGCAAGACGCAGGACUCCGAGGCAAGAUGCAGGCCUCGCCAACCGCGACCGACAAGUUCGGCCGUACAAGGAAUGAGAGUUGCCUGUGUGGUACAAGC
Messenger RNA from Ectocarpus siliculosus, 3601 nucleotides. The record is from the annotation of a GenBank genome assembly. Lineage: Eukaryota; Phaeophyceae; Ectocarpales; Ectocarpaceae.